Spirometra erinaceieuropaei is the source of this 5479-nucleotide messenger RNA. Lineage: Eukaryota; Metazoa; Platyhelminthes; Cestoda; Diphyllobothriidea; Diphyllobothriidae. The record is from the annotation of a GenBank genome assembly.
AUGUACGUUAUUAUACGUUUUAGUUACGCUCUUGUACUCAGCGCCCUUUCCGAAUCGGUGCUUUGGACGGCUUGGCUAGUUGCGUGCCAACGGUGUGAGGCGUUUUUUUGAACUCAUUUUUCAGGAAUUCUUUGUAUUUCACACUUUGACUUGUUCUUAUAAUAUCAAAGAUUAUAAUACAUGCCAGUCAAAGUUAUGUUAUACUGGAUAGCCGUUUACAGGCACAAUCGAGUACAUUUAUGCUGUAUGUUAUAUAUACCAUAUGGUAAAGGUAUUAUACUGUACUCCCGACAUAUAUACUUGCUAAAAGCCCAGACACGUGUUUCGCCGAUAUUCUGUCGCUGCGUGACACAGCUGCGAGGGGUUCGGCUCUUCAGUGGGACCCCCAGCGUUCUCUAGCGGUUUCUGGUAUAUAUAUGCUAUAUAUAUAGCAUAUAUGCUGCGCAUACGUGGUAUGCGAUACCGUUAAAAACAUUAAAACGCAAUGGAAUUCAAAUAUUGGGUAGUGCGAAUAGCUUUAAGCGCUGAAGCGACCAGGAGCAAUGAAUAACCGCUGGCCGAAAUCUCUGAUGGCAUUACACUCGCCCGGGGCUGCCACUCACAGUUAGUCUCUGGUUAGUUUCAUGUUUGACCGACUCUUGUCAGUAGUCCCUGCGGACACGUUUCGAUUAGCAUUUGCCCGCACAGGCUGUGCCCAGUCAGCCAAACGUAUCAGUACCCGCACACAAGCCCUACAACUGGGCAUAAAGUGCGGUGCUAGGCAGGGGCUAGUACAACGCCAUUACGGACAGCGAUCAUCUGCCUUGAGGGUAAGGGCACGCUUGCAUGCUCCUCUUCGUUCUUUGGAUAGAAGCUGCCGCAGAAGUUGUGAAGGAGAGCAUAAAGUGGAAAACAGUUCACCGCUGACUAAUAAGCCAACCGGCGAAGCGAGAAAUAGUGAAGACAAUAGUGAUGCCUUCAUGAACAAGAGAGGAGGGAGAGGCUAAUGUCCACGGACGCGGAGACGUGUUUAGUAGAUUCAAUUCUGAGAGCUGCUCUGAAUUCAAGUAAGCGCAUGAUAUUUCUGUUAAAUAAAGGAGUACCCCGCACGACCUCCACACACCAAAUAGCUAUCACGUUAGUGGGAAGAACUGGAGCUGUUUAGCCGCAUGUACGAGAGUACUGGGAAUACAUCGUCGUGAAUGUCACAUCGAGGGUGGUCAAGCCACUUCAAAACAAUCUGCUGCCUAAAGUUUAUGAUAGCUCAAACAGUAAAAAUAGUCCAUUUUGCGAUCGGCAAGGCCCCAGGCAGUCGUAAUCUGCGAUUUCAGGGCGUUCUUCAUAGAUCAGAUUUUUCCAGUACACUUCUUUUGGUUAAAUAGUUAGUAUGCUUGAGUUAGGAAAUAGCCAGAUCCCUAAUAAUUCCUAUCAAGCUUAUGCUGUUUUCAUUGGUGCCUUGUUGAGGCCGAUGGCCGUCGCCAACAGGUAUAGUUAAACAUUUGUGCCAAACAAAGGACAGGCCCAGUGUACAGCAUUCUUGGGUAAAAGCCCAUAUACCGUAUCUAAGUGCUGAAACUCGCUAGCAUAAUCUGCCACCCCGUGCUGAUGGGCAACCUCUAAAUCGUCGUCAAAUGUGGCAAGUUUACUAUUCUGGAAUAUGUCCGUUACAUGGUUGAAAAAAGGACAAGGAGAACUGGCCAAGCACAGUUGCCCGAAUACAUUCAUUCCUUUCACAAGUGGGACUGGAAAACCAUAAUUUGCUGUGUGCGAGAUCUAGGAUGAGAGGUUGUGGAAUUUUAAAGUUUCACCCUUAUUUCAAAAGAGGAGGGCUUUGAGAUGAGAAAGGAAUGACUGACACAACCAAAGGCAAGACUGUUGUCUCGAGCUCGUGAGGUGCAGGCUAAGAAAAGAGCUAACAGUUGUCACGUAGUUGAGCUUUUAAGAAUACAUGCUAAGUGGUCUGUUAUCUGCUAAAUGAUAAACUUAUUUUUGUCUAGGACUGAUAGGACCUUCGAAGUUGCUAGUAUUGUGUUUAUCAGCCGGUCUAUCGCCAGCUGUUAUGUUAGUAACAGAAGCUUGGUCGUCCCAGUGGUCAAUAGUUACGAACCUGCACUAACAGGAAUUUUUUUGAGAAGUUACUAGAGGGAGUUUUCUGUUAGCGAGUCUUUACCUUCCCUGAGGCCACAUGUUUGCAACGCAGGUUUCACUAUCUGCAGUCUGUAGCUGAUUGGGCUAACUUACGAACUCGAUACUCCAGCGAAUGAGGCUAAGUCUCCGCAUACAUCAUCGUCAUCCCAUGCCUAAGACCGCCUGUAGGAAUUUAUCCUACGAUAUCGUAACCGAACAACGGUCAGUCAAUUGCCCCUGCGUUUGCAUUAUCCCUGUCAAUUUAGUCCCUCAAACACGUAUGCGCAUUCAACUCUCGUACCUACGCCACACUAAGAACUACAUGCUCACGGCUCUCAAGUGCCAGUACAUGCGCUCAUGCAGCCUCUGGGACAGCCAAUCACAGACACCCACAAGCAUCAUUACCACGCUAUCAUCUGGCCGAGCUGGCGUUGACUGACUCUCACGCGACGUCUUUUCAUUUACGCUCACAUCACCCUAGUGGACAGAUGUGUGAGUAAGCACAGAGCCGGUCGUGCGUCGGGGACUCUGACCACUAUCAAGCAUCUGUACGGAGUACUCUACUCCUACUGGAACUAGGCCGUAAUUAAUGUGACGCCCUGAGUGUACACGUAGGUUGAACCGUCGUUAUUUUCUGAAAAUCACAUGCUCAUGAGUGCCUUCUGCAGUGGUAGUUCUUUAACCAUUGUUCUUCAUCCUAAGAUUGCUUGACUGAACGAAUUUCACUUUUAUUUAAAAUUCGAAAGUUUUACGAAGUUUUGAACCCACUAUGUUCUAUAUUCGUUCCGCGUAAAAAAAUAACCUAAAUGAAGGACAACUUAUUCCUCCCCGUACUCCCUUUCGCCGCCUAUUGUAGGUAAUUUUAUUCGGUCUCCCCGAGAGCUUGGUUGACCUCCAAAUUUGAAUACUCAGCCCAGCAUAGUUUUUACGUGCCCUAUUUUGUUUUAGGGGGAUUAUUUGUAGUCAUUGAACGCUCCUGAAGACGGGUUGCCCAUUAGCCUAGCUGCUGGCUACCCGGCGCGUCCAAAGGUGGCGGAUAAUGGAACGGCCUUCAGUAGAGGUUAGCUGCGAAAUAAGCAGACCCAGGCCUGACAAAUAAGCAGUCGCGGACCAGCAGCGACAGUGCUAUCAGGGUGCGGAGGGCUGAGGUCUGGCACACCGAACGCCUUAUAAAAGGCCGCAAAGCCCGAUGACGGCGUUGUGACAUGGCGAUCGUAAACCGCCAUUAAAUAAGUUUGCUUGCCACCGUUGCCUUGUGGUUAGGUUUUUAAGCCAAAGCGCUAGAGGAGACAACCUCGAACAAACAAUCCAAGCGGCUGUUGGUGACCCGCCUGUAUCCGAAAUUCCCUAGAAGCCCCAUGAAAUAUAUGUCCUGACAACUAAAUAGCCAAAAUCCAAACAACUCUGUUAGAAUCCUAACAUUCAUUCAUUAUAUUAGUAUAGUUCCACAUGUCUAGUGUAAAAUAGUCAACCUCGCCCUCGACAGUGAAAGCUUUCGGGAUUUUCGGAAUGAUCUAUAUAUCGUUCCUUUUCAUUAUCAGGCUGGUUGCAUUCCCCCUGAGAACGCCGGAUCAAUACAUACUUUCAUAACAGUUCUAGAGAUCUUUUUCGCCAAUUGACACGACGGUUCGGUCGUCGCAAGCGACGAAGCCCACCGGGUGUCUCACGGGCUCCGGUGACUCGCGCGUAAAUUAGGUUAUAGUAAGGCAGACUUGCGCUACAUCUCUCUCCCUCUGUCUUGCUUACCCGUCUCCGAUGGCAAGACAAUGUCAGUACGACCGGAAGUGGUUUCGAGCGCAGUGGCGGACAAAGCUAAAUAACCGUCUACACGUACCACACACGGCCUGGUCCUCACAAAAUGGGCCAGGUUUUGACUGAAGGCGGGGGGGGGGAUCCCAUCUAUGUGGGUGUCAUAGAGGCAUCACUGAGGAGGAGCCAUCGAGCCUAGGUUUCAUGCCUCCAACCUACAAGAUUGCUCCCCCACAUUAUUUAAAAAUAUCAAAUUUUUUACACCAACCGACUGAACUAACGUAACUUUUGUCGUUUUUUACCUCUUUCAGUCCUAAACAUGGCUAGCGUUGUCAACCCUGCGCUUGCCAGUGGUGACCUAAAAACAGAAAUGGCCAACAAGGGCAUACCAAAGGCUGUUUUCAUUGAGGAUGUUGACGCCUACCUGACAGAGCACGGAUUUUCCACCAUACGGGAGGCUCUGCAGUCCUUGGAUGAACUCUACCAGAAGUACAAGUUAAUGGAACAGGCCUACCUCCAGCGCAAGCUUCGGCUACUGCAGCAGCUGCCGGAUAUUGAAAAGACGCUGGACGUUGUGAAGCACCUUGAGGAGAAGAACACAAACUUUGACGUGACCUUUGAGGUCUCGGAUCAGCUGUUCGCGCGGGCGCACAUUGACCGGGCAGACAAAGUUGGCGUCUGGCUGGGCGCUAAUGUCAUGCUGGAGUACAACCUGGCGGAGGCCAAAGAAAUCCUGCUCUCAAACAUUUCUGCUGCUGAAGUCUCAAUGGCGGAUGUUGAAGAGACGCUCAACUACCUGAAGGAACAGACCACUACGGUUGAAGUUAGCAUGGCCAGGCUACACAACCUAAACGUUAAGCGAAACCAAGCCGCAAGGGCCAGUGCGGAGGGGGGGAGCAAGAAGUGAUAGGCACUCGUGUUGUUCGCAGUUCAAAAUAGAUUCAAUCUCUUUGACUUGUGCUGCCGACUUUCUUCCGUUUGUUGUAUAUCCAUCUGUGGUCUCCGGCCUCUGGAACGCGUCCAACCUAUACACAAUCAUCACCGUCACCACCACGACUGCUACUACUAACUGUGACUCACGCUAGGGCCGCCAUUGGCUGCGUUAUCUUCUUCUGCUUCCUCAUCCUCCCGCUACUACUGCUUCUACUACUACUACUACUACUACUACUACUACUACUACUACUACUACUACUACUACUACUACUACUACUACUACUACUACUACUACUACUACUACUUCUACUACUACUACUACUACUACUACUACUACUACUACUACUACUACUACUACUACUACUACUACUACUACUACUACUACUACUACUACUACUACUACUACAUGACUAUUUCUACUACUAACGGCUACUGCCGCUGCCGUGGCUGUCGCCGCAAUGCAUUUGGUGGUGUUGGAGGAGCCUCUUAUUCCAAAAAAUCUGUGCUUACUACGAGGACAGGCUGUCAUAUUGACAAUUUCUUGUUAUUUUACCAGGAGACUGUCGUCCCGGCUAGGGAGAGUCUAACCAGACUUCGGACAGAUUGGAAAGUCCAGGAAUGCAUUUGUGAUAGACAACGGAGCUACGUGAGUGACAGACGUGUGCCUAUCAUGCAGACUCCGGUUUCGUAA